Molecule: messenger RNA, 1938 nt
Organism: Trichoderma harzianum CBS 226.95
Lineage: Eukaryota; Fungi; Ascomycota; Sordariomycetes; Hypocreales; Hypocreaceae
Exons: 7
Coding region: 223-1683 (486 amino acids)
Biological process (GO): tryptophanyl-tRNA aminoacylation
Cellular component (GO): cytoplasm
Molecular function (GO): tryptophan-tRNA ligase activity; ATP binding
Source: RefSeq, a predicted model, not a curated record
GCGAAGCAGCCUUGCAAAACACCCUGGCCUUUGAAUUCUUGCUCUGCUGAUAUUCGCCUGGUACUGCCCCGCCUUUGAGUGUGUUGAGUCACAAGGAGUCACAAGAGGGUCUUGAGAGUCAUAGAAUCCGCAUAAGCCUUGCCGUGUUGGAUCUGUUUUGUCCAAGAUUUUUAUUCACAACGCUCUUGUUUUGUUCGACGAUAUCCAGAACUAUAGCUAAAAAUGGCUGACGCUACGAUUGCCCCAGCCGUUGAGGACACGACGGUUAAUGCCCCUGCCGCAACCGGCAAGCAGGACAUCAACCCGUGGUCCGUCUCUGGAGAGGUCGGCGAGGAUGGCAAGGUCAAGGCCAUCGACUACCGAAAGCUCAUUGACGAGUUCGGCACCAGCUUGAUUGACGAUGCGCUGUUGGAGCGCUGGGAGAAGGUGACGGGAAGCAAGCCGCAUCGAUUUAUGCGCCGUGGAAUUGUCUUUAGCCACAGAGAUCUUACGACAAUUCUUGAUCGUUAUGAGAAGAAUGAACCUUUCUUCCUCUACACUGGACGAGGCCCUAGCAGUGACAGCAUGCACAUUGGACAUACUCAAGUGUUUGAUUUUGUCAAGUGGCUCCAGGAUGUUCUUGACGCUCCCCUGAUUAUCAUGUUGACAGAUGAUGAGAAAUUCCUCUUCUCUGAAAAGCGAACAAUUGAGGAGGUCAUGAGCUACACUCAAACUAACGCCAAGGACAUCAUCUCUGCCGGCUUCGACAUGAAGAAGACCUUCAUCUUUUCUGAUUACGAGUUCAUGGGCGGCGCUUUUUACAGAAACAUUUCUAGAUUCUCCAAGAGGGUCACUUUCAACGUGGCCAAGGCCGUCUUUGGCUUCGAUGGAAGCUCGAACAUCGGCAAGAUUCACUUCCCCAGCAUUCAAGGUGCCACAUCCUUCGCCACAUCCUUCCCCCACAUCUUUGGUGACGAUGAGAAGAAGACGGCCAAGAUCCCCUGCUUGAUUCCUUGCGCCAUUGAUCAGGACCCCUACUUCCGUUUGACGCGAGACUGCGCCGUGAGCCUUCGCUAUGCCAAGCCCUCUCUGGUGCACAUGAGAUUCCUGGAUGCUCUGCAGGGCCCUGGCUCCAAGAUGUCGGCCAGUGACGACACCUCUGCCAUUUUCAUGAAGGACUCGGCCAAGGAGAUCAAGAACAAGGUCAACAAAUACGCCUUCUCAGGAGGUCGUGAGACUGUUGAGGAGCACCGUGAGAAGGGAGGCAACCCGGAUGUCGAUGUUUCAUACCAAUACUUGCAGUUCUUCCUGGAAGAUGAUGAGGAACUGGCCAAGAUUAGGGCAGACUACCUCAGCGGCAAGCUUCUGACUGGCGAGCUCAAGGCGAUAUGCAUUGCGAAACUCCAGGAGUAUGUCGGCGCAUUCCAGGAGAGAAGAGCCAAGGUUACAGACGAGGUCGUGAAGCAGUUCAUGGCCGUCCGCCCGUUAGAGUGGCAGGGAAACCCCAAGGUGCCCCGUGCAGAUCUCGUUGUACCGGUAGUUAAGGCAGAUGAAGCCGCUGCCUCUACAGAAGGUGGCCCCGAAAAGUUGACCAAGAACCAGCUGAAGAAACUGCUCAAGGAGCAGCAGAUUGCGGCGAAGAAGGCUGAGAAGGCGAAACAGAAGGAAGAGGGAGCGGCCAAGGCUGCGGAAGAGGCCAACUAGACUGCGUCUCUGUAUAGGGUAUGCAUUGUUAUAAGAUGAAAUAAGAAAAAAAAAUGUUAAACACCGCUUGCAAGUAUCACUCACUCCACAGGCUUGGGGAGGAGUUUACAGAUAUGCAUUGAAUGGUGUUUGGUAAUACGAUAUACUCCCUAAAAGUAACCACAUCCUUGAGAAUGCUGUAUUACAUACUAAGGUAUGUAGUCUUGUUCGUUCACGUCAAUCAUACAACCUGAUCGAAUAAAAGAGUCACACGGC